UAAUUAAUGAAAAUGUCUUUAAAAACUUGUUCAUGAUAAACUUCUGGUUUUUGAAAAAUCACUGGGCACUAAGGCAGUCAUUGUGAUUGUCAGGUGGAGUAGAUGCAGUCCACUAUGUGUGCUAAGGCUGCUACAUGUAAAGCUGUGCACCUGGGAACAAGGUAUUCCAGCUGAAUUUAAAUCAAGGCACUUGGUAUCCUAGAAAGCAAUGAUUGAAGUGUUUUUUGGAGUCAGUGAAUAAACAGCAUAAACACAUGUUUCCAAGGUGAUACUGUGACAAAGAACCUUAUGUAUUUCUUAAAUGCAUUAGUGGAAUAAGCAGGGUUAUUUUCUUGCCCAUCCUGUGGGAUGGGAUGAAGUCAUUCCCAAAAUCCUACGUAUGGUUUUGGCCUCAGCACUCAAAACCAUCCAAAAAAAUUACUGUUUGAAAAGAGAUUCAUCUCCAAUUUGCUGGAAAACUAAGCUGUAUUGCCAUGCAGUAAAAUGUUAAACAUGUGCUGUGCAGCUUCUCAUCAAAACUGAGGUGACUUGAUGAGAGUCCUCAGAUAUGUCCCUGACAAAAUAAUACUGGGUAUUAGUGAACUUGCUCUAAUCUUGCUGACAAACACAAUACUAACUUGUAGCCCAAUUUAAAAUUAAAAGGCUCAAGUUUUUCACGGGGAGGGUGAUUAACUAUUGGAUUGAUAUGAAGAGCAGUCAUGUAUCUCGUAAUCUCUUAACAUCUUUGAAGCCAGAUGGUGGGAAAAAAAAAAAUUCUGAAAAUUGCUUCAGCCAGCUGCAAGGUGCUGACCUUUUAUUUUCUCAUAUAUAUUUAGAGAAAUGUCAUUCACGGGAGGUCAGGCCUGGUGGUAAAUCAGGGUGCUAAAGAAAAAGGAUGGAUAGCACCUCUUCUCUUGAACCACCUUCCCUCUUUUUGAACAGAGAGGUUUAGGAUUUUUUCCUUUUCAAUCAAGAAUAUGAUCAAAGCAAUAAAAUCUUCUGAAUGGGGGGAAAAUAAGCAGGUAUUGAUACAUAUUGGAGAUGUGUCAAAUAGUGUCCUGUAUAUUUUGUCCAGACUUGUGACUAAUACAUCCUGAUCUGAGGCUGUGGCACUGGGGAGCUGUUGGAAAGAUAAAUGUUACUUCUCUGCUGCCAGGACAAGUUCUGGCUUGUGUCCAGCUCACUGCCUACCAGGCAGCCCAAGGGCCUUGGCACAAGCACUGCUGCCCAGACAGUCCUUGUAUCAGCAAAGAAGUUCUUCCUUCCUGGUUCUAAGCAUGGAAAACGCUCAGAGGGUGAAGCAAGGUGAUUUUUAAGGAAUCCACUAAAGAAAACAUAACUCCAUAAAAUUUUGUGUUACAUAAAAUUAUUUGUUGACUCAUUUUAUAUAUUGCAUUUGUGUAUGUUGUGUGGAAUUACAUUAUCUGCAAUGAUCCUAGUUUUAAACUGGAUGCUGAGUAAAAUACUGACUUAAUCAGGAAUUAAACUAUGAAACAUAAAGCUGUGGAAGGAGUAAACAACACAAUAAUUUUAAUCUAUAUUAAUGCCUCAUGUGUGGAGACUUGACACAAGUGUUGGACACUUUCUGAGCUCUCCAGGAUGUUACAGUGAAUAGCUUGAUGGUAGCCUAAGCAUCUCUAGGUGGAGAUUGCUGGAAGCUAAGGUUUCUUUUUCAUGUCUUAUGUUACAAAGGGUAGGAAAGGGGAUAUGUAAUCUUGAGAACUCAGAGCUACAGAGCAAACUUGCUCCACAUGCUCCUCUGUGUAGUAAUUUCAACAGAAGCACAUGAUGCUUGAGUUUGGCAAUUCUGGUUUCUCCUGGCUGUUUGUGAGAAGGUGAAUGGUGUCACUCUGCUGCUGCCCCUGGAGUUUUUCAGAGAACUCAGUGUGUGCCCAGUCUGGCUGCUCUGCUUCCCUGUGCUCACACAAGGCCAGCUUCUUGGGUAAAUGCAAUGAGUUUUGUGGUGAGCCUAUAGCUUGUAGGAGCAAAAAAUGAGGCAAAUACACCACAGUUGGUGGAAAACCUGUUUUGGUCAGAGUCUCUGAAGAUACUGCAGGUUCAGAAGGGGAUUCACAGGUUCAGAGGCAAAGAUCCCUAAUCCCUUGACUGGAUGUUGGGAUAAAGGUGGUGAACCACAGACAUGACUGAUUGCUCUCCCUACAUAGUGUUUCCUGCUAGAGUUUUUGGAGACAGACCACUGGACUAAAUGGACAGUGAUCUAUCCUUGUAGGGCUUUUUUUCAUGCUCAUGUUGUAUAAAGGAAAAUUUUUCCUUUUUUCCCAACCUAUCCAUCAAAGCUAUACCAGGAAAUUUGCAAUUCUCGCUAUUUUGGAAAUAAACACCAAAGCAUUUAGGGAGAUAAAAGUCAAGACUUCCCUUGGAAAUUAGGUUGGCUUGUAUCAGGAUUGUUGUGACCCCAUGUCCACGUCUGUACUGGCAAUUGCAUCCCCAGGUGAUGAGCUGGUCAGCAGAAUUUGUUUCAUAAGGGCAAUAACAUGUAGGUGCAUGUGGAAAAAAUGCAGCCUCAAGUUUGAUUUGAGCCUUCAUGGAACCAUGCCCCAAAAUAUUUUGGGGUAAGUAGAGGCUUUCUGCAAAGGAAGUCAAGAGUACAAGUAGUAAUAGCAGCAUUUGGCUAUUUGUAAACAUUUUUUACUCUUUUGAAAUGGAGCUGUAAACUUCCCUGUAUGUUUAAAAUUGUUGUCCAGGCAAUUGAAUUCUCCCAUUGUUUAAUGUUGAAAGAGACAUGGUUUCUCUGGACCGGCUCCUGGAAGAGCCUUUCACUGCAGUAGGACCAGUAGUGAUUUUUGGCCAAUUAGUUCAGCUUCUUGUAUAGUUUUUCUGUCUCCUUGUACUUGAUUUGCAAAGCUCUUCCCUUGAAACCACUUCUAACAUCCAGAGAUUUAAAAUGAAAGCAGGAAAUGCUGCUGAAUUAAAAAUACCCCCUGGUUUUAGUUGUAUAAUUUCUAUGACAUAAGUUAACAGUUUUACAUUUUAACCAGUAGCUUCUGUGUGCUAAACUGUUUGCAGUGGAAGUGCAAUCUAAACUUCAGUUUUGCUUCCCCAGUAUGUGCUGCAAGAAAACCCCUUAGAGGCACUUUAGGAGUUUCCAGAUUACAAGUUGGAAAAAAAAAAAAGACGUUUUUGAAGGCUAGUAGUUUCAGUCAAAGCUUAUCAGAUUAUUAAAACCUUUCUUCUUUUCUUUUCUUUUUGGAGGAUGGAAGAAGUUAGUGUAAUCCAGCAUUCCUGCUAAGUAUAUAACUUACUGCCACUUCUGAUCUUUGAAGAGAGAUUUAUCGCUUCCUGUGGCAAUACUGAAUACUCAAAAGAGUGAGUUCUGACCUCAGGAGCUGCAUGAAGAAUAGCCAGCAUGAAGAGAACAAAUCAGUCCAGGCAGAAGUGCAGAAGCGCCAAGAACAUAAAUCAGGAAGGUGAAAUGGAAGGUGAGGCAGUCGACGCUAUUGUGGAGGAAUCAGAAACUUUCAUUAAGGGAAAAGAGAGGAAAACCUAUCAAAGACGCCGUGAAGGUGGGCAAGAGGAUGAUGCUUGUCAUAUACCACCAAACCAAGCAGAUGGAAGUGAAGUGGUGCAGGAUGUCAGCAGUGGGGUGCAGAUGGUGAUGAUGGAUCAGCUGGAUCCAACUCUUCUUCAAAUGAAGACCGAAGUAAUGGAAGGUGCAGUGCCUCAAGAAACUGAGGCUACUGUGGAUGACACACAGAUCAUAACACUUCAGGUUGUUAAUAUGGAAGAGCAACCUAUAAACCUUGGUGAGCUUCAGCUGGUCCAAGUACCUGUACCAGUGACUGUACCUGUUGCCACCACAUCUGUGGAAGAACUGCAGGGAGCUUAUGAAAAUGAGGUUUCCAAAGGAGGCCUGCAGGAGGGGGAGCCCAUGAUCUGUCACACCCUCCCUUUACCAGAAGGCUUCCAAGUCGUGAAAGUGGGUGCAAAUGGUGAGGUGGAGACACUGGAACAAGGUGAACUUCAGCCACAGGAAGAUCCCAAUUGGCAAAAAGAUCCAGAUUAUCAGCCACCAGCCAAAAAAACGAAGAAAAACAAAAAGAGUAAGCUUCGCUACACUGAGGAAGGCAAAGAUGUGGAUGUCUCUGUAUAUGAUUUUGAAGAGGAGCAGCAGGAGGGUUUGUUGUCCGAGGUUAAUGCAGAAAAAGUGGUGGGCAAUAUGAAGCCACCAAAACCAACAAAAAUUAAAAAGAAAGGUGUAAAGAAGACAUUCCAGUGCGAACUGUGCAGUUACACUUGUCCGCGUCGUUCCAACUUGGACCGCCACAUGAAAAGCCACACCGAUGAAAGACCACACAAGUGCCAUCUCUGUGGCAGGGCUUUCCGGACAGUCACAUUGCUGAGGAACCACCUCAACACUCACACAGGUACUCGCCCUCACAAGUGCCCAGACUGCGACAUGGCCUUUGUGACCAGUGGAGAGUUGGUUCGGCAUCGCCGCUACAAACACACCCACGAGAAACCAUUCAAAUGUUCCAUGUGUGACUAUGCCAGUGUGGAGGUUAGCAAAUUGAAACGCCACAUCCGUUCACACACCGGAGAGCGCCCGUUCCAGUGCAGCCUGUGCAGCUAUGCCAGCAGAGACACCUACAAACUGAAGAGGCACAUGAGGACCCACUCUGGAGAGAAGCCAUAUGAAUGUUACAUCUGCCACGCUCGCUUCACUCAGAGCGGUACCAUGAAGAUGCACAUUUUGCAGAAGCACACGGAGAAUGUGGCCAAAUUCCACUGCCCUCACUGUGAUACUGUUAUAGCGAGAAAGAGUGACCUGGGUGUCCACUUGCGGAAGCAGCAUUCCUACAUUGAGCAGGGCAAGAAGUGUCGCUACUGUGAUGCUGUGUUCCAUGAGAGGUAUGCCCUCAUCCAGCAUCAAAAGUCCCACAAGAAUGAGAAGCGCUUCAAGUGUGACCAGUGUGAUUAUGCCUGCAGACAGGAGCGGCACAUGGUCAUGCACAAACGGACCCAUACUGGAGAAAAGCCUUAUGCCUGUAGCCAUUGUGAUAAAACCUUCCGCCAGAAGCAGCUCCUCGACAUGCACUUCAAGAGAUACCACGAUCCCAACUUUGUCCCUGCUGCCUUUGUCUGCUCCAAGUGUGGCAAAACAUUCACUCGCAGGAACACAAUGGCCAGACAUGCUGAUAACUGCUCUGGCCUAGACGGUGGGGAAGGAGAGAAUGGAGGAGAGACAAAGAAAGGCAAACGUGGCCGAAAGAGAAAGAUGCGUUCUAAGAAAGAAGAUUCUUCUGAUAGUGAGGAAAAUGCUGAACCAGAUUUGGAUGAUAAUGAAGAUGAGGAGGAGACAGCGGUAGAAAUUGAGGCUGAACCAGAAGUUGAGCAAGAGGCUCCUGCACCACCUCCCAGUAAGAAAAGAAGAGGAAGACCACCAGGCAAAGCUGCCACUCAACCAAAACAAUCCCAGCCUGCAGCAAUCAUUCAGGUUGAAGACCAGAACACUGGUGAAAUUGAAAAUAUUAUAGUUGAAGUGAAGAAAGAACCUGAUGCAGAAACAGCAGAGGAAGAGGAGGAAGCUCAGCCUGCUGUAGUGGAAGCUCCCAAUGGAGACCUCACCCCUGAGAUGAUUCUCAGCAUGAUGGACCGGUGAUGGAGGAAGACCACGUUGGCUGACUGAACUGGCCUGGGCUGUGUUUAAGCGGCUCAAAUCUAUUUUUUUCCUUUAAUCUUUUUUCUUGGCUUUGGGAAAUGCAUCAUUUUAGACCAUUUUACCAAACAUACUGGGAGAUAAAACGAUGUUAGAAUGUGAUUUAACUAGAACUUGCUGUUUUAUGUUAGCAUUACAGGAUCAUGGAACAUUAGGAAAUAUUUUGGAGUCCUUGAGGGUUUCCUCUGAAAUGCUUGAUUUAGUUUUGCUCUAAACCGCAUUGUAAAGCUGGUCCAAGGGCCGUGUUUACAUGCACAAAGUUUUAAUAUACAAAAGUGGAAGCCUUGACUAGAGUAUGUGGAAAACCACUCCGGACUUGCCCUUCCAGUUCCCAGAGUCCUUGAGCCUCUUCUCUCAGUAGUGUUUUUAACUGUAAAUGCAGACUUGGGAGGGUUCUAGACUUUUGAAAUGUUUUUUUGGUUGGUUUUUUGUUUUUUGUUUUUGCUUUCUCCCACUGAGUAGCUCCGGUUCUCCAAGUCGGCUGCACAUGGUAGUUUUGGCAUGCUCCAACUGGUUUCUGUCCUUAAUAUGCUUUGCUUUCUGCAAAGCAUUUCUGUAAUGGUCAAGCUUGUAAAUAACUUUUUUUUUUUACAUUUUAAUCUUUUUCCAUUAAUUAAGAGGUAUGCAAAAAUGCAGUUUAAAGAUACCCCGGUAUUCUAAUUCCUUUCAAACUAAGUGACAAGAGAAUUGAUAGAGUGUAAAUGUUGGAAAAGCUGUUGAUAAGGUAGAGAAAAGAUGUACCCUGACUAUUGCUUGCAGAACAAGAGAAACCCACAUGUGAAAUCUGGUUUUGAAGCACAAAAAAUUGUAUUUGAUAGAAUCUUAGACUGGCUUGGGUUAGAAGGCACUUACAGGCCAUUAGUUCUGUAGUGAACUUUCACUAGACCAGCUUCCACCAAGCCCUGUCCAACCUGGCCUUGAACGCUUCCAGGGAUGGAGCAGCAACAAUUUCUCUGGACAACCUGAGCCAGGGCCUCACCACGCUCAUAAGGAAGAAUUUCUUCCUAAUAGCCCAUCUAACCCUGACCUCUGUCAGUUUAAAGCCAUUCCCUGUUGUCCUGUCUCUCCAUUCCCUUGCCAAAAGUCCCUCUCCAGCUCUCUUGCAGGCUCCCGUCAGGUUCUGUAAGGCCACAAUUAGGUCAUCCCGAAACCUCUUCUCCAAGCUGAAUAACUCCAGCUCUCUCAGUCUCUCCUCAUAGGAAUGGUGCUCCAUCCCUCAAGUCGUGUUUGUGGCCUCCUCUGGACUCGCUCUGACGGUUCGAUGUCCUUGUCCUAGGGAUCCCAGAGCUGGAUGCAGCACUGCAGGUGGGCUCUCACCUGAGUGGAGCAGAGGGGCAGAAUUUCCCCUUCCUGCUGCCCCAGGGCUCUGUAUGCAGCCCAGCACACACAGCUGGCUGGAGCACGUCCAGUCUCACCCACCAGCUCCCCCAAGUCCUUUUCCCCAGGACUGCUCUGGAUCUGUUCAUUCCCAGCCUGAAUUCAUCCCAAGGGUUGCCCUGAGCCAGGUGCACCACCUGGGUCUUGUUAAGCCUCAUGAGAUUCUCACGGGACACUUCCUGAGCUUGUCCAGGUCCCUCUGGAUGGCCCUGUCCUUCAGGUGUGUCACUGCACCCUAAGCUUGGUGUUACCAAACCCGCUGAGGGUGUACUCCAUCCCUUCAUCUAUGCUGUUAAUGAUGAUACUAAAUAACACUGGUCCCAGUGUGGACCCCUGAGGGGCACCAGUCAGUGCUGUCCAUCUGGAGUCUGAGCCAUUGACCACUGCCCUGUGGAUGUGACCAUCCAACCAAUUUGAAACAUAUAAUUAACCUUUUUGAGUUAUAAUUUCACGAAUACAUUUUCUUUGCUCUAUCUUGUAGUUGUAUUUUGUGUUUAUGAAUCCUAUGUUAAGACAAAAGUGGUGAUUUAUAAGUGGGUCACUGCAGCCCUCAACCUGGGCCAGGAAAUUUUAUUAAUAGGUCAGUAAUUCUACAAUUUUUGAAUCUCUGAUAAAGAAAAAAAAAGGAAUAAUGUGAAAUACAAAUGAUGCCUGUAUAUGAAAAUGUCACAUGUUAAAAUAUGUAAGCUUUUUAUAGAGCCUCAGUCUUGCUGAUUUCAAACAAAUUUUUCUUCUAUGUAUCGCUUUUAAGAGAGCUAUCAGUUUAGCUAUCAGACUCUAGGUUGAUGCAUUUUUGUACUUAGCUGUACUGUGUGAUAUUUUUCAUUAUUUUAGGAAGCCAACAUGGGGAAAAAAUACUGUUAUAAAAUAUGUAAUGGGGUUUGAAAGCUGGGAAGGAGAAUAUACUGCUGUACAGCUAAUAAAUAAUAACGGAUUAACACGUG
This is a messenger RNA of Sturnus vulgaris (Common starling), 7977 nucleotides long. RefSeq names its product CCCTC-binding factor (gene CTCF). Gene Ontology annotation, biological process: regulation of gene expression. The record is from RefSeq and is a predicted model, not a curated record. Gene Ontology annotation, cellular component: nucleus. NCBI's taxonomy places the organism in Eukaryota, Metazoa, Chordata, Aves, Passeriformes, Sturnidae.